AUAUGGGCUCUCUCCUAGUCAGCUCGAUGGCCUCUUUUUUGCAGCAUGAUUGACCGCCGUCAUACAGCCCUCUUAACUCACUGUAAAUCAAAGAAAAUCAAUUCAUAAUGGCGGAAACAAAUCUCACCUAAUCUCCGCGACCACGUCUCUGCACUCAGACCACCAAACCAGACCGUCCCUCAGUACAGGCUGUUUAAAAGCAUACUUAGAAGCACAAUAUUAGCAUCGUUCAAUUAUGUACAGAUACUCAAACAACAUCCUAAUCCAAUAAGUCUUUAAGCUAAUCAGUAGAUAAUACUGAGUUUGACGGUUACCCGAGCUUCGAUGUUAGCUCAGGUAAACAAAACGGAUACAAUGGUUUGUUUAUAAAUGCAGCUUUCUGUUACCAGCUGUCCAGCAUGAAGCACAGAUACUUUACACAGCGCCGCAUCUGAACCAUAUCGUUAUUUACGGGAAGCCGUGACCCUCGGUCUUUUGGUAGAGAACAAAAAAGUUUAUUUUUAUGUGGCCCUACUCGUAGGCGCAACCCACAAUACAAACCACGAUCGCCUGGGCUACCCGUAUGACUUUACUUACAUUUAAUAUUUAGUAUACAGCUGCUGAAAGACAAGAUAAAUUUUUCGCUGACCUCGGAGACGACCUUUUCCCUAUUUAAUAAGUUGCUUUUCUUAUUUCCGAGGAUAUUAUGUAAAUCUCAAGUAACUUUUUCUGCAGGAAAGUAUAAAAUACUAUACUCCACGACUGAUGAAUCGUGUCUAUGUUUAAGACUUGAAGACAUCUUUCCACCAGGAUUGUUACCGGACACCUAAUGUACCCGACUGCAAGGAAUAUUUAAAAUAUUAUACUCGUAUAUUCCUGUCAGCCUGUAAUAUAGCUAUAAACUUAAACUAUGCAGUAUGUGGCUGUUUUUGUAUUGAGACAACUUGUGGAAUUUUUCAUGACGUCGGAGGUAGCUUCGUAAAUUUUCGAAAUAUCUUUGAAACUGCGCAAACGCCUUUACUGAUAUAAUUCUGCAUUGUGUAUAUUGUUCCUAUUUUUAAUGAAAAUAUCUUCGGAUUCCCUUGUUCUAGGAGUUAAGAUUCAAUAUUGUAUUUUUUUAAGAUCCCGAUAGGAUUUACCUAAUAAUAGCAGCCGAAAAAUUUCUACCGACGAAUCAAACUCGGUCCCAUGACAAUCAUACUACGUAGGAUUGCAGGUAGUAAAAGGGAGGUAAAAUUAUAACAUUAAUACUUCAAAUAUAUGUAUCAAUAACAUAAUUCAAAUUCAUAACCUUCAUAAAUAAGUAAAUUAUAGGACACGUUAAGUCGUAUACACUGGAUGACCACAUAAACUGUGAAUAAAGAUAUAUUUUAUAAAAGAUAUAUUUGGAGACUGAGAAUUUACAAGUGGGAAAGACUAGCUGCAUUCAAUUAACUUUAAUUCGUUCUUCUUCUUAUUUUUAUGUUUUAUUUAGUAUCAAUCUCUCACAGGAUAUAUGCGAGAAGAACCUAUUGCAUCUGCUUUUUGUUCUGUGUGGAUGAUGACUAAACGUCAUUACUCCCUAGACGACUUGGUAGUUGUUUGCUUAUUACCAAAAAAUAAGAAAUAACAACAAUAAUAAUAUGUAAUUAAUUACGUUUUGGUGGCAGCAAAGGAUGCAAGAAAAAUCUGUUUUACAAAAUUAUAUUCAAGUUACAAUUAAGACUGACAACUAACUACAUUCAUAAAAGAUGUCUGUAAGUCAGCGGUUGACUUUAGACUGAAUUUGAUAUUAACACCAUUGAUGUACUAUAAGAUCAUUCCUCGGCUAUGCUUACCUAACAAAUUCGUUUUAUUGUAAUUUUAAAUGGAUUUAUAUAAUUAUAUUUACUGUUCAAGAUUUUUACAACUUAUUAUAGUGUGAAAUGAGUUCUAUAAUUCUUUAUUGACUGUGUCGGAUUCAUCCAUUUGGCUAGGAAAAAUAUUUUUUGACAAUUAAGAUUAUAAUAAUUUACUAUCGAAAUUUCAUAGAGAGUGGACCUUAUUAUCUUGAAAAUCGAUACCCACUUUAAAAAAUACGAGUGGUAAGUACAUACACCGUGAAUGUCACUGUCACUGUCAGAAUUGAUUAUUAUACUCUGUGUUUUUAUUCAUAAAAAUAUUUUAUAACAACUGUUUGUUUCGGUCGAGAUUUGAGAUUCUAACUUUAAUAUUGUAAUAUAAUGUUAGCUUUGUAACGUAUUUAUUAUAACAGUAUAAUUUAGAUUAAGUUAUAAAUAAAAGGUUUAGGAAGACUUGUCAACAUGUCCAAGUGGCAAUCGGAAAGAAGUAUUCAUGAAAUGUUGAAGGAUACUCCUCCACUUCGAGAAUCCAGCGAUUCAAUAACGUCUGGUACCGAAGCGAAGUUUCCAACGUCAAGAUCAAUGCCGUUUCCACCGGCUUAUGCUCCACCAGAUGUGUCACAAAACGGUGCAGGGUCGAGUACACUGCUACGCGCCGGCUCUACUAAGAUAGAGUCCAUUAAGAACUGGAGUGUUUCUACAUACAAGUGUACCAAACAGCUGCUCUAUGAGAAACUGGGAAAGAGUUCACGCACCGUGGACACUGAGCUGGAGGCUCAAAUUGAAAUGCUCCGUGAGACACAACGCAAGUAUGCAGGUGUUCUACGGUUAAGUGCCGCCCUUGCAGCCCAGCUGGGCGCGGCCGCGGCCACCCAGCGUGCCUUAGGGGAAGCCUUUGCAGAUCUAGCUCAAAAGUCACCAGAACUACAGAAUCAGUUCCUCUAUAACGCUGAUACUCAGCGCUCUCUAACUCGGAAUGGUGAGACUCUCCUAGCAGCGCUGCACUUCUUUAACAAUUCUCUCAAUACACUGACCAACAAGACUAUGGAAGACACACUACUCACAAUAAGACAAUAUGAAGCUGCCAGGGUAGAGUACGAUGCGUACCGUAGUGAGUUGGAGGCAAGCGGCGGCAACCCGCCCGAGCUGCUGCUGGCCAGCAUCGAACGACAUCGGCGGCACUACGAGAGACUCAGAGACGACUCCGCUGUUAAGUUACAGCUGCUGCACGAGAACCGGGUAAAGGUGAUGAAUAAGCAGCUUCUCCUCUUCCACAACGCGGUGUCGGCGUACUUCAGCGGUAACAACGUGGCGUUGGAGGCUGCCGUCAAACAUUUUAGUGUGCCGGGUGUUCCCCAACACGUGACUCACCCGCCAGCACUGGCACCCCAUCCUCCUCCUCUGUCGUCACACCCUCCCGCUCUGCCGCCACACUCGCCGGCCGCCGCAACCACUACCAGAACCACCUAGGACUUCUAUAUAACACCAUACAUGAAAAGCCACAACUGAUAUUUAUAAGACAAAAUUUCAAAUUAUGAAUGUUAAAUAUCAGCCUGACAAUCCAUUCGUUUUUAUAAUUUUGUGAGUAGUUUCGUAACCAUAUUCAGUGAGGCACAAAAAGUGAUGGGGAACCAGGACAAAGAUAAGUAUUACUUUUAUAUUUUCAUUUUAUUUUCGAUAAUAUUCGAUGUUAGAUCUCUGUGAAGAAAAUUAUCUCAUAUAGUAAAAAAUAGUGUUAAUUAUAAUGAGCUUCAUUUAUAGUAUUAUAACCACAUUCCAUUUAUAACUAUUAAAUGGACACUUUAUUUAUUUAACAAAUUAUAUAAAUUUAUUAGACAAUUACGUGACUGCCCUUUGAUGUAAAUACUUCUUAAAUAUUAUUUUAGGUUAGUAGGUUUAUUUUCUAUUUAAUUCAGUAUAUGUAUCUUUAGAAGUAUAUAUAAAUCAUAAAUUACAUCAAAAUCCAAUACUACUAGUGUAUUUCUAUCUUUGAUGGUAAUUUUAUUUCAUUUUUCAAUUAAACAAAAGGUUUUAUAAUCCAAUUGUGUAUAGUAUGUACAUGUACAGAGCCGUAGCAUUUUAUUUUCUUAUUAAUACACCCUUCAAAAUAGUGGUGAUACAAGACUGUCUAUAUAAACAACUACCACUGACAGUGAGAUUCUUGUAGCCUAAAACUUAAUAAUAAAAAGGAUGUUGUCUUCUAGUCAAAUUGCAUCAACUGUCAACACCUUUUAUAUUUUAUUAAAACACGACACAGUAGUCACACAGGCAUGACCUCUGAAUAUCUUUAGUGUAUGUAUUUUGUAUCUAUUUAAAGAGUUUGUCAUUCCAAUUGUAUGUUUGGAAGUCCCCUUUAAAGAUGAUAUUUUUAUAAUUCCAGUAGUUGUAAAAUUUUAUCCUUCCAGAGCUUUCUUACCAUCAUCAUAUUCAUAGUAAUCGGGAUGUUUCAAUAAAUACAGUUUUAGCUAGCUGUAUGUUUGUGUAUGGAAAAUGUUUCAUUAAAUGUUAUUUGUGUUCACUUAAACUAAUCAAGCUUGAGCAAAAGAUGUCUCAUGGAAUGGAAGACAAAUGUCUUUAUGUACUUAAUAAGAGGAAAUGGUUUUAAUAGAGUGAUCAAAUUAUAAUAAAAAUAAUCUAAAUAUUGUAAAUCUUUUUAUGUAUAAGAAUUGACAAUAUGUACACCCUGUUCCUGUACCUGCUGUUUGAAUGUUAGUGUAGGGAUGGUUUCCAUGACUAGUCAAACUGCAUUUCUAUUUAAUGCUUCUUUGUUGUAUUUUAAUUAAUACUCGGUCUAGUAACCAGUUUAUUGUAUAACUCUGCACCAAAGACUAGCUAGCGCUUUUUGGCAGUGUGUGUAAUGGUAUAAUAUUAAAUAAAGUAUUAUUCAUGAAA
Danaus plexippus (monarch butterfly) is the source of this 4691-nucleotide messenger RNA. RefSeq names its product arfaptin-2 (gene Arfip). Gene Ontology annotation, cellular component: trans-Golgi network membrane. The record is from RefSeq and is a predicted model, not a curated record. The transcript is spliced from 7 exons. Lineage: Eukaryota; Metazoa; Arthropoda; Insecta; Lepidoptera; Nymphalidae. Gene Ontology annotation, molecular function: phospholipid binding; protein domain specific binding. Gene Ontology annotation, biological process: intracellular protein transport; regulation of Arp2/3 complex-mediated actin nucleation. Bases 2262 to 3269 code for a protein of 335 amino acids.